AUGUCUCUCACCGUCUACCACUUUCACUUCGCACAGUCGGACCGCAUUGUCUGGCUAUGUGAGGAGCUCUCCCUUUUGAUACCUACCUUCAAGUAUACUUUGAAGACCUUUCCUCGCGGGCUCGACACGUCUGUUGGCAAGCAGGAGAUCCUCAAGAUAGUUCCCGCCGGCACGACUCCGGCCAUCCAUGACACGACUGUCAAUCCACCCGUAGCCAUGACCGAGUCCCAAGGUAUCGUCAUGUACAUCCUUGCUGUGCAUGGAAAAGGCCACCUGCAGCCGCCUCCGCCCGGCCCAGACAGUCCGACUACCCCGCAAGAAUGGGCACAGUAUUGUUUUUGGCUAAGCUUCGCCAACGGCAGCUUCCAAGCCUUCGUCAACGUGGACAUCUACGCCGCUAGCCUCUUCGCUAAUGGCAUCAACAACGAACAAGAAUUCAAGAAUGGCAUUGUGCACCAAUCCUAUUCCGCCCGUACACCAAAUCACCUCAAGCAGUACGAAACGCGUCUCAGCAAAUCCAAGUAUCUCGCCGGAGAGGAGUUCACGGCUGCGGACAUCAUGCAAAUCUACGGUCUUACCCUGCUCCGACUGAUCUACCCAAUCGACCUGACGGAAUACCCCAAUAUCCGACGUUGGCUGAAGGACAUCACGUCGCGUAAAGGGUACAAGAAUGCAAUGGACAAGGCCGAGGACGGGAUUCCAGCUCUGUACCAGCCAACGACGCCACUGGUGACGUUUGAGGUGCUGCUCAGCGCCAACCCGUGGCAUAGCAUUGAUGGGCUGAGGAAGCUGAAGGAGGAGCAGGAUCCGGAGUGGAAGGUGGAGGAUUCGACAUUUGAGCGGUUGACGCCUGGACCGGAUGCUUUGCAAGCUAUAAAAGAGAACCUAAAGGACCUUCCGACUAACAGAAUGGCGGCCUGA
Molecule: messenger RNA, 921 nt
Organism: Cyphellophora attinorum
Lineage: Eukaryota; Fungi; Ascomycota; Eurotiomycetes; Chaetothyriales; Cyphellophoraceae
Product: Glutathione S-transferase 3
Exons: 1
Coding region: 1-921 (306 amino acids)
Source: RefSeq, a predicted model, not a curated record